This is a messenger RNA of Linderina pennispora, 1970 nucleotides long. RefSeq lists its product as uncharacterized. The transcript has a single exon. The record is from RefSeq and is a predicted model, not a curated record. Lineage: Eukaryota; Fungi; Kickxellomycota; Kickxellomycetes; Kickxellales; Kickxellaceae. The coding region runs from base 120 to 1790 and encodes 556 amino acids. Gene Ontology annotation, molecular function: protein binding; GTP binding. Gene Ontology annotation, biological process: endocytosis; endosomal transport. Gene Ontology annotation, cellular component: plasma membrane; cytoplasm.
AGACAACCGGCAGCAGUUUGCCUUUGUUGUUAUUUUAACUCCGAAGCGGGUGCUUUUUUGUUUUUUCGUACAUUUUUAUAAGACUUAGUAGUGUUUCCCAGGCAUUUAUAUAAAUUGUCAUGAGCUUCAAGGGCAAAGAGGCAGCGUCGACGCGCAACGGGACGCCGUCGGGCAGCGCGGUCAAGGUGGGGGCGGACGGGCUGACGGCGGAGGAGCGGCUGUACCAGGAGACAGUGGUGGAGCUGCAGAAGACGUAUGCGAAGAAGAUCAAGCCUUUGGAGCAGUCGUACUGCUUCGAGGGCUUCCACUCGGCACCGCUGACGGCGCAGGACAUUGGGUCGAAGCCAAUGGUGCUUCUGCUGGGACAGUACUCGACAGGCAAGACGACGUUCGUCGAGUACCUGCUGGGCGAGUCGUACCCAGGCGCACACGUGGGGAUUGAGCCGACGACCGACCGCUUCGUGGCAAUCAUGGGAGGGCCCGAGCCCAAGGUAAUCCCGGGCCAUGCCGCGGCAGUAUCGGGGGACCUGCCGUUCUCGGGGCUGACAAAGUUUGGCACCAAGUUCUUGUCGCGGUUCCAGGUGUCGCAGCUCAACAACCCAUUGCUGCAGAACCUGACGAUAGUUGACACACCCGGGAUCCUGUCGGGAUCGAAGCAGGUGCAGCGCGGGUACGAUUUUGUGUCAGUCAUCAGCUGGUUUGCAGAGCGGUCGGAUCUGAUUCUGCUGUUGUUUGACAGCUACAAGCUGGACAUUUCGGAUGAGUUCAAGCAGGCAAUCCAGGCGACGCGCGGGCACGAAGACAAGGUGCGCAUAGUUCUCAACAAGUGCGACCAGGUGAGCCAGCAGCAGCUGAUGCGCGUGUACGGGGCGAUGAUGUGGGCGCUGGGCAAGGUCAUUCCGACGCCCGAGGUCAACCGCGUGUACCUGGGCUCGUUCUGGCCGCAGUACAAAUCGCCACUGCCCAACACAUUCUCCGACAACACCGAGCUGCUGGCGCAGGAGCAGCGCGACCUGCUCCGCGACCUGCGCAGCAUUCCGAAGAAUGCGGCGCUGCGACGCGUCAACGAGAUCGUCAAGCGGGCGCGACAGGCACGCGUCCACGCGCACAUCAUCGGGCACCUGCGCAGCGAGCUGCCGGCGGUGUUUGGCAAAAGCAAGAAGGCCAAGGAGAUGCUGGAGGAUCUGCCCGGCGAGUUCCGCAAGAUCCAGGUGCGGUACAAUCUGCCGCCCGGCGACUUCCCCAAUCCGGACGCGUUCAAGCGCGACCUGGAGGCGUUCAAGAUUGCCGAGUUCAACAAGCUCAGCCAGAAGCUUAUCAGCAACGCCGACGAUGCGCUGGCGGUGGACUUCCCGCGCCUGAUGCAAAAGUUCCCGACCGACGCGCGGCGGUCGCUGGACAUAGCCGAUGAUGACGUGGCGAAGCCGCUGGAGCCGACGCCGCCGCCGUACUCGGCCAUGAGCAGCAGAAGCAGCAGCCGCAAUCCGUUUGGCGCUGGCGACAACCCGGCGGCAUUGCAGUACCUGGGCGUGUUUGUGCGCGAGAGCGACCCGAAGCGCAAGGUGAUUGAUGGAGCGAGCGCAGGCCGGCUCCUGGGCGACUCGGGGCUUGGGCGCGAGGUGCUGCGGCGUGUGUGGGAGAUUGCCGACUGGGAUGGGCGCGGCGAGCUGGACCAGGUGCAGUUCGAGGUGGCCAUGCGGCUGUGCGAGCGCAUCAAGAAUGGCGCCAGUGUGGAGGACGCCAAGCCGGCGGUGCUGGCCGAGCUCGGGCUUGCCAACCGCUUCUACUGAGGAUUAGGUUUCCCCUGUGUGGGGGGAGAACCACUGCAUUCCACCCUUAUACAUCUCCACUGCUGUAUUACAAUUAUCACUAUGCACAUAUUGGUGGCCAGUCCCGAAUGCGGCUGUGCAACGCUGCAUUGUGAUAGGUGUCCCCGUGUCCGCACUUGCAGCUUGCAUGUGGCCUGACGA